CGGCUAAGAAGAAGUGGAAGUAGGAGUACGCUGACCAGCCAGAAAUCGCUGACUACUCCCAACUUUCUCUCUCCUCCAUUUUCCGGCAAACCUCCCCCUCGUUGCUGCUGCUUCUUCUUCUUCUUCCUCUCUUUCUCUCUCCUCUUGCGAAGACCCAAGUCAACCUUCAGCUCCACUUUCUAUCUCCUCUGUUCCCACUGCCGUGAUUGACGCCGAUCUUAUUUUCAGCCGGUGGUGGAUAGCUCGCUGUCACCGUGAUUUUAUUCUGGCUUACUGAUUCUUCUUCUUCUGUGGUUCAUGCUUGUGAUUGGAAGUGAAUCGAAGAAUUUGAGAGGGUUUUGGUGGAUUUUAUUAGUUGGGUUAUGUGUUUUCCUCAUUUGAGAUAAUCCGAAAGGCAAAAUGGAGCAAGGGGUUUCCUCCAUUUGGGCUUUUCUGUAUUUGAUUUUGGUCUUCAGUUGCUUUCAGUGUGUUACUCCGAAUGCCGAAGGUGAUGCGUUAAAUGCACUCAAGUCCAGUUUGGCUGAUCCUAAUGGUGUUUUGCAAAGCUGGGAUCCCACCCUUGUGAAUCCUUGCACAUGGUUCCAUGUGACAUGCAACAGUGAUAACAGUGUCACUAGAGUUGAUCUUGGAAAUGCUAAUUUAACUGGUCAACUUGUUACACAACUUGGUCAGCUCCCAAAUCUUCAGUACUUGGAGCUCUACAGCAAUAACAUCAGUGGGACAGUACCAUAUGAACUUGGAAAUUUGACGAACUUAGUGAGCUUGGAUCUCUACCUGAACAAUCUUUCUGGGCCCAUUCCUGAUACUUUGGGCAAGCUCCAAAAAUUACGAUUCUUGCGGCUGAAUAACAACACCUUGUCAGGAGAAAUACCUAGAUCAUUGACUGGUAUCAAUACCCUGCAAGUCCUUGAUUUAUCAUUCAACCAUCUAUCAGGAACUGUUCCUACCAAUGGAUCCUUUUCGAUGUUUACCCCCAUAAGUUUUAAUGGUAAUUUAAAAAAUUUGACGAUGCCACAAAUAACUCCAGUUGGUCCAGUUCCAUCACCGCCUCGUUCACCAUCAGUGGGUAAUAGUGCCACUGGAGCCAUUGCUGGAGGAGUUGCUGCUGGUGCCGCUCUACUUUUUGCAGCUCCCGCAAUUGCUCUUGCUUGGUGGCGACGGAGGAAACCACAGGAUCAUUUCUUUGAUGUGCCAGCUGAAGAAGAUCCAGAAGUUCACCUGGGACAACUUAAAAGGUUCUCCCUACGAGAACUGCAAGUUGCAAGUGAUAAUUUUAGCCACAAAAAUAUUCUUGGUCGGGGUGGAUUUGGAAAAGUUUACAAGGGCCGUUUGGCUGAUGGAUCUCUUGUGGCAGUCAAGAGACUUAAAGAGGAGCGCACCCAAGGUGGAGAACUCCAGUUCCAAACUGAAGUUGAAAUGAUUAGCAUGGCUGUCCAUCGGAAUCUGCUUCGUUUGCGUGGUUUUUGCAUGACACCAACUGAAAGAUUACUUGUUUAUCCAUAUAUGGCUAAUGGUAGUGUUGCAUCCUGUUUGAGAGAACGCGCGGAGACACACCCACCACUUGAUUGGGAAAUAAGAAAGCGAAUUGCAUUGGGAUCUGCUAGAGGGCUUGCUUAUUUGCAUGAUCAUUGUGACCCUAAAAUUAUUCAUCGUGAUGUAAAAGCUGCUAACAUAUUAUUGGAUGAGGAGUAUGAAGCAGUUGUUGGGGACUUUGGGCUAGCAAAACUUAUGGACUACAAAGAUACACAUGUUACUACAGCUGUACGUGGUACUAUCGGACAUAUAGCACCAGAAUAUCUGUCAACUGGAAAAUCGUCAGAAAAAACUGAUGUUUUUGGGUAUGGGGUUAUGCUUCUAGAGCUCAUCACUGGACAAAGAGCUUUUGACCUUGCCCGGUUAGCCAAUGAUGACGAUGUUAUGUUACUUGAUUGGGUGAAAGGGCUUUUAAAAGAGAAGAAAUUAGAGACUUUAGUUGAUGGUGAUUUGAAGGGUAAUUAUAUUGAUGCUGAAGUUGAGCAGCUUAUUCAAGUUGCUUUGCUUUGCACGCAAGGCUCUCCAAUGGAACGACCUAAGAUGUCGGAGGUAGUCAGAAUGCUUGAAGGUGAUGGCUUAGCGGAGAGAUGGGAGGAGUGGCAAAAGGAUGAGAUGUUCCGCCAGGAAGUUAACCUCCCCCAUCACCCUAAUGCCGAAUGGAUUGUUGACUCUACUUCCAAUAUCCGACCUGAUGAAUUGUCAGGUCCUAGAUGAUAUAUUUUUAUUGUUCAAUAUUUGGAAUAUAUAUGUAUUUCCGAGUUUCGUAAAGCUCUUAAUGUAUUGAAAAAAAAAAUCAACAGUCCCCUCAUUUGUGAAUAUUUUCCCUUAUUUUUUUCCCUCCACCCUUUUUCAAAAUUUUCAUUUUCUAGUGUAUUCACAACAACGGAUAUAAAUACUUUGAUGUCCAUAUGGUUAUGGUUCGCCGGAUCGUAACAAGUUCGGAUCAUUUCCUAUUGCAAAUGUUUGUGGAUUUUAGGGACUACAGGUAGCACAAUGUGAUGAAAUUGUAUGCUCGUUUUUAUGUAGCAAUUUAGUGUUUGUUUUUUUCUGUAUUAAUAAAAAAAGAUUUGAUUCCUUCUUCA
This is a messenger RNA of Spinacia oleracea (spinach), 2615 nucleotides long. RefSeq names its product BRASSINOSTEROID INSENSITIVE 1-associated receptor kinase 1. Lineage: Eukaryota; Viridiplantae; Streptophyta; Magnoliopsida; Caryophyllales; Amaranthaceae. The record is from RefSeq and is a predicted model, not a curated record. The transcript has 12 exons. The coding region runs from base 400 to 2247 and encodes 615 amino acids. Gene Ontology annotation, biological process: protein phosphorylation. Gene Ontology annotation, molecular function: protein binding; ATP binding; protein kinase activity.